Messenger RNA from Xiphias gladius (swordfish), 4630 nucleotides. RefSeq names its product proline dehydrogenase (oxidase) 1b (gene prodhb). The coding region runs from base 110 to 1639 and encodes 509 amino acids. The transcript has 14 exons. Gene Ontology annotation, cellular component: mitochondrion. The record is from RefSeq and is a predicted model, not a curated record. Gene Ontology annotation, molecular function: FAD binding; proline dehydrogenase activity. NCBI's taxonomy places the organism in Eukaryota, Metazoa, Chordata, Actinopteri, Istiophoriformes, Xiphiidae.
CCGGACCCAGGAGGCGUACAGAAGCAAAGACUCGCUGGAGCUGCUCAGAAGUUUGCUGGUUUUCAAACUCUGCUCCUAUAACUUCCUGGUUGAUAAGAAUAAAGAGAUAAUGGAUCUAGGCAAGAAGAUCCUCGGCCCGAGAGGCUUCGACCUGCUCAUGAAGAUGACAUUUUAUGGCCAGUUUGUGGCCGGCGAGGACCACAGGGCCAUCGGGCCGCUGAUCCGGAAGAACCAGGCCUUUGGCGUUGGUUCCGUUCUGGACUACGGUGUCGAGGAGGACAUCGGCCAGGACGAGGCGGAACAGAAAGAGCCGAGGGACUCAUGUGUAUCUGCGGCAGAGGCGGAGAGCAUAGGCAAGGACCACGGAGAGAAAAAAUAUAAAGCGCACAAAGAGUUUGGGGACCGUCGUGGGGGAGUGACAGGAGCCCGCACGUAUUUCUACGCCGACGAGGCCAAAUGUGACAAGAAUAUGGAAACCUUCAUCAAAUGCAUCAAAGCAUCUGGUGGGAGUUCGAUGGACGGUUUUUCCGCCGUCAAAAUGACCGCGCUAGGACGACCUCAGUUUCUGCUUAAAUUCUCAGAGGUGCUGGUGAAAUGGCAGCGAUUUUUCACCUUCCUGGCAUCACAGCAGGGCAAAGAUGGCAUGGAAGCCUUAGAGCAGAGGCUGGAGCUGAAACAACUACAGGAAUUCUUGACCAAACUGGGUGCAAAAGGUGACUUCUAUGGCUGGUUUACUGGCAGGAAAGAGGAAACCUCAGGAACCAUUGACGUGAUCGACUGGAACAGCCUAAUAGAUGCCAGAACAAAGGUAUCGGACCUCCUGGUUGUCCCAAACGUAAAGCAAGGUGAGCUGGAGCCUCUGCUGGAGAAAUUCACUAUGGAGGAGGAGAAACAAAUGAAGAGGAUGUUACAGCGUGUGGACAUCUUAGCCAAGCAUGCCCUAGACAAUGGCGUUCGCUUGAUGGUGGACGCGGAGCAAAGCUACUUCCAGCCGGCCAUCAGCAGACUGACGUUAGAAAUGCAGAGGAUCUACAACAGAGGAAGGCCUGUCAUCUUCAACACGUACCAAUGCUACCUAAAGGAGGCCUACGACAACAUAACCGUGGACGUAGAAGUGUCACGGCGUGAGGGCUGGAAUUUUGCUGCCAAGCUGGUGCGUGGGGCCUACAUGUAUCAGGAGCGAGAGAGGGCCGUAGAAAUGGGUUAUGAGGACCCUAUAAACCCGGAUUAUGAGUCCACCAAUCGAAUGUACCACAGGUGUCUGGAUUAUGUGCUGGAUGAGAUUGCACUCAACAGAAACAAUACCAACGUAAUGGUUGCUUCUCAUAAUGAAGACACAGUGAAACACACCUUAAAGAGAAUGAAUGAGCUGGGUCUCUUUCCCACAGAGAACAAGGUGUACUUCGGUCAACUACUGGGCAUGUGCGAUCAGAUCAGCUUCCCAUUGGGCCAGGCAGGCUUCCCCGUCUAUAAGUAUGUCCCCUAUGGGCCGGUGAAUGAGGUGAUGCCCUACCUGUCCCGGAGAGCCCAGGAGAACAGGGGCUUCAUGAAGGGCGCCCAAAAGGAGAGGGAGCUGCUCUGGAAGGAGCUGAAACGCAGACUUGCCUCUGGGGAGCUUCUCUACAGACCGGUGUACUGAAAACACAGGAGAGGAGACAGAGCAGGGAGUGUGUCAAUGUGUCGAGUUUUUUUUUAUCUCCUCUGGUUGACGGCUGCUGCUGUGGCUGUCUGUUCUGUCUCUCCCUCAGUACAGCUCUGCUGGGAUGUGAAUCUCCUGUUUCUACCCUGUCUCGGAGUUUCCUUGCUGAUGAACUGUGUCUGCGUUCAUCCCUUUUUCUGUCUUCCCGCUGUUGUUUUUCCCCAUUUCUUGCCCCCCCCCCCUUCUGUUCUGCUGAUGUUACCCACCUUCACCCCCUAUCCUUACUUAUAUGAACUGUCCAUGUUCUCUCUAUUUCUUUCCUUAUCUACCUCUGCAUCCAUAAGCAACCACCACUUUGUCCCUCCGUUUUCUAUAGAACUCUGGUAUCUAUCAAUUGGGCAUCUUUACUGCUCCGAAAGGACUCCCUAAAAUGUCAACGAGACUGGGGCGGGCGUCUGUUUUUAUCACCCUAUUUAUCUUAGAGAGGGACAGCAAUAAUAAAAAUAACAGGCUUGAUUUAAAAGGAAGUAAAGGAAACAUCAAUAUUCCCCUGCUGUAUUAUGUUUUUUUGACUCUGGGAAUGCCACGCAGUACCCCAAGGAGGCUUUUCUCUACUCCAUAUUUGUGUGCUUUGUUUGAGGUUGUACUGCUGGUUUGGAAAUGAUGCCUGUUUAUGAAUCAAUAUAAAAUCGUAAUGGUUCCUCACAGCACAUCCCUCUUCUUCUAAGAGUGCAGUGUUUUUUGUUAUUGUAUGUACCGAAGCAAGCUAUAGAAUAUUCUCGGUCACUGAGGUGUUACAAGGGAACACACUGUUUUGAUUCAGUGAGUGAAUCUCCUUUUAAUACAGAUGCCUGCGUGUCUGGCAGGCUGUUGGUUUUUUGGGGUUUUUUUUUUUUCCGUGACAUAGAUGAUAUGCAAGGGGAUAAUAAGUAAGAGGGUUGCCUUUUGGUCUUAUUACAUUUUGACAGGUUAAAACUGUGUAACUCCUAUCUUUGAUGAUGUAAAUGUGUUUGAUGCCGGCUAUCCUAUAUGUUGGUUUUACAUUUCUCACUUUAUGGACCCGUGAAAUUGCUCGAGUAAAUAACUAUGUACUGUAUGAAUAGCAAAAGUGUACAUAAAAAUGUAGUUAAAAGAGGGACUGGAUGUUACUGACUGCAGUAUUGUAGCUGUGAGCUGUUUGUACAGCUUGGGUUGUUUUGGGUUUGUUUGAUUAUUGAUACACAAUUAGUUUUUCAGUCGGAGGGUAACCAAGCUCCAUGAUAAUUAUGGCCUAGUCAUUUUUAUGAGAGCAGCCAGUGCUCUGUAGACCAUCAUUUAAUUACCCAUGAUGUUACGCUCAGUACAGAUCACAGAAAUUGGGUGCAUGAAUCAUUACUUAGAAGAAACUUUAGUGGUUGUUAAGUUUUACUGAGGCAAAGCGCCACAGAGCUGUCACUGCAGCUGUAUUCUAUCGGUUUAAUUAAGAAUCAAGUCUACUUUUGAUGUAAGAUGUGCCUUCGGGUAUACAUUUGCCAAUAAAUCCCUUCUUACACGGCGCUGGAGUUUUCCUGGUUAGAUUCAUCUGCAAAGAUGAUUUAGAGGACACAUUAUAUUGUGGAAAAUUCUACACAAGUUCCACAAGUCAGUCAAAAGCAGCAUGGGCUCAGCAUAUUCUUUGGGACUUAUCAGCAUUUCUCCCCACAUUAAAGCACACAGGCUUGUAAUGGAGUCAGCUGAGACUAAUUUACUUUAUGGAAUGAAUGUUGACAUUGUAUUAUUCAAGUCGUGAAGGACGGCAUACGUAACCGAUUUCUCUGGGCUCCUUUGCCGUUGGCGCCACAUGUUCUGACGUCUGGGAUUGUUUGUUUGACUGUGCCCUUGGCUUUGUGAUUUCAGUGGGACCACACAGCGGUCGGGUGCUUUCCAAAGUACUGCGACGUAUGCUGUGACAGGCCCUGAUUCGAAAACAUACUGAGCAUUGUUUUCCAGGUUUCCCAGUAUGAAAAUAUUUGUUUUUACUGAAACACAAUGGACAGAUUGGCUCGCUGCCGCAUCCCGGUGGCCAUUUAAUCUCUAAUCGGCAUUUGUGUGCCAAUAGAUGAACUGACAAUGAGGAGUACGAUGGCUUUGAGCUGGCCAGUGGUAUUGUGCAUUUUUAUCUUUUGACAGCAAAUUGAGAGAUUAGUGGCUCACAGUGCACAAAACAGAAAACGAGGCCUGGGCGCAUGCAACUGAAUGGCUGUAAUCACACCCACAGUAUGAGGUGGUGUUAAAAACUUUGUUUCACUCCAGGAGGGCUGAAAAAGGUCAAAAAUCAUUUCGCGAUAUACAGCAGAAGACCUCUUCCCGCUACAGUUUCGAGGGAAUUUCAAUCUGCCAGCACAAUGUUUUCCAUGUAGCCCCCGCCUAAACAUUCACAGCAGUGAUUUGAGUCCGUCAGUGUACUCUUAUAUGUGACUGUGGCAACGGUAGUAGUAUUCCCUCAUUAACUGCCUGCUGACUUGACUUUCGACUCCUAUUCGACUUCAACGCCAACAGGAGAUACCAUUUUAGCUGCUUUUCCAGUUUUGAUCAUCACACGGUGUAUUCUGCGAGACAAAAAGGUUUCGCUGACCUGCUUAAGUCGUUUGGUCCCUCUGUACAAAAUUGAACUUGAAUGCAACGGAGGUAGGAUGAAAGUGCCGAAAGGAGACCUUCGACAAUAGACAGCAGACUUUCCUGACAUUGCAACAUCGUCUCUGCACGGCCAUCCAGAAUGACAAGCACAGUGUAACUCAGUAUACUGGCAUCAGGGAAAAUGCUGCAGGACAUGUCAAUAUUUUAUAGCAACAUCUGAGGCUAACAUGGCUCAGAUUGCUAACAAGGAGAAAGGAUUGUCAACUUUCUGCAAGACACUGACAUUUCCCUGGUAAUAUAAUUGGCAUGACUUUAUAAUAAAAGGCACACAGUAAAAAGUAAUUACCUAAGAGCAACUGUGGCACAAACCCGAAUGUAAGUGCUAAUUAAUAAAUA